This is a messenger RNA of Ogataea parapolymorpha DL-1, 453 nucleotides long. RefSeq names its product Sorting nexin-3. NCBI's taxonomy places the organism in Eukaryota, Fungi, Ascomycota, Pichiomycetes, Pichiales, Pichiaceae. The coding region runs from base 1 to 453 and encodes 150 amino acids. The record is from RefSeq and is a predicted model, not a curated record. Gene Ontology annotation, cellular component: early endosome membrane; retromer complex. Gene Ontology annotation, biological process: late endosome to Golgi transport; endocytic recycling. The transcript has a single exon. Gene Ontology annotation, molecular function: phosphatidylinositol-3-phosphate binding.
AUGCCCAAUCCGUUCCAGUCGUUUUCGUCUGUGCGCCCAAAACAACACAAACAGACGUUCGACGAGCUCUACGGCGAGCCGGAGAACUUCCUGGAGCUCGAGGUGGUCAACCCGGUCACCCACGGCAACAAGACGACCAAUAUGUACACCGACUACGAGAUCGUGUGCCGUACCAACAUCCCCGCGUUCAAGAAAAAGUACUCGCGGGUGCGCAGGCGGUUCAGCGAGUUCGACGCGUUCCGCAAGAUCCUCCAGCAGGAAACCACCCGCGUGGUUAUCCCGAAACUGCCGGACAAGUCGCUUCUCAAUUACAACAACCGGUUCAACGACGACUUCAUAGAGGAGCGCAGACAGGGCCUGGAGCGGUUCCUGAACAUCGUGGCGGGCCAUCCGCUGCUGCAGACUGGCAGUCCGACGCUCAUCAGAUUUAUCCAGGACGAGAAGUGGAGAUAG